Molecule: messenger RNA, 1314 nt
Organism: Brettanomyces bruxellensis
Lineage: Eukaryota; Fungi; Ascomycota; Pichiomycetes; Pichiales; Pichiaceae
Exons: 1
Coding region: 1-1314 (437 amino acids)
Source: RefSeq, a predicted model, not a curated record
AUGACUACGGAAGAAUGGGAAGUCGCUCCAGGGCACGUGGAAACACUUACCGAAGAGCAGGAAAAAAAGCUUAAACUUGUUUGGACUUAUUUGCUUACUUUCUUUGGUUACAAACUAGCUUUACCUGAGCCUCGUGCAAUAUCCAGGCGCUCAACAACAAACUCCGUUCUAAGUGCAAAAACGGAAAGUUCGACCAAAAGUAAGGGCUUGUUCGGCAGAUUCAGAAAAUCACAUAAAAAGACAGAGUCCAUUGAAAAAUUGGAACGCGUUAUAUCGCAUCCUUCUACAGAUGUAUCAUCGAAAGAAGAUGCCGGAGGUAGAAUACAUUACGCAUUUAAAGGUUUAAAUAGUGAUGAUAUGAAAAAGGCAUUUUGGGGUUUCCUUCGUCAGGACACUCCCGACAAUCUUGUCCUCCGAUUUGUUAGAGCAAGGAAAUGGGAUGUUGACAAGUCGUUGGUGAUGAUGACAGAUACCAUGAAAUGGAGAUGCUAUGAAGGAAAGCCUGACAAGAUUCUAUGUUCCGGAGAACUCGGAUGUGUUGAAAAUGAUAAGCCUGGUGUCAUUUAUCAGUUCCAGCUUGGAAAAUGUAUUAUACAUGGACAUGAUCGUAAGGGAAGACCAAUUGCGAUGGUUAGAGCUCGUAAGCAUCAUUCCUCGGACCAGACGCCGGAAGAAGUCGAGAUUUAUACAAUGUUGAUCAUAGAGUAUGCAAGGCUUAUGUUGAAUGAGCCAAUUGACACUUGCGAUAUUCUUUUCAAUCUUUCCAAAAUGACAAUGGCCAACAUGGACUGGGGUGCAGUUAGUUACAUAGUUAGAUGCUUUGAAUCGCAUUAUCCCGAGUCUCUUGGAAUCUUAUUUGUUCAUAAGGCACCCUGGAUAUUCAGUGGAAUCUGGAAGAUCGUGAAAACCUGGCUAGAUCCCGUUGUCGCUUCAAAAAUCGUUUUCACAAACAGUGAUAAGGAUUUGGAGAAGUAUAUAGAGCGUGACAACAUUCCAAAGGAAGUUGGAGGAGAUGAUGAUUACGAAUGGCAUUAUUUGGACCCUACACCUUCAGAAAAUGGUCACUUGUACAACGACCAGGAAAAGAAGAAAGCUUUGGAGGAUGAGCGUAAAGAACUUACCGAUAGCUUUAUUGACAAAACCAUUGAGUGGAUUGAAGCACCUGAUGAUCAGGUUACUGCUACACUCUUAAAGGAGAGAAUUCAGAUAGGGAGAGCUUUGGCUAAGAAUUACAGGAAGCUUGAUGGUUAUAUUAGAAACAGAAGUUUCUAUGAUCGUACUGGAGCUCUUAACGUGGAAUCGCCAACUAGUUGA